This is a messenger RNA of Malassezia sympodialis ATCC 42132, 1452 nucleotides long. RefSeq lists its product as uncharacterized. NCBI's taxonomy places the organism in Eukaryota, Fungi, Basidiomycota, Malasseziomycetes, Malasseziales, Malasseziaceae. The record is from RefSeq and is a predicted model, not a curated record.
AUGGACCCUGCCCCUGAUCCGGCGGACGUCGAGGUGUAUGAGAUGCCCGAUGCAGGAGCAAGUGUAGGGACUACGCAGGGUCAUGUGUCUGCAGAAGAGGCGGCCGUGGCGCACGAAGCGAAGGUAGAGGAGAACGACCUCCAGGGUGAGGACGCCGACAAUGGCAAUGACGCAAUCGAAGACGGCGACGUGGAUACCUUGGAGGGCGGUCAGAGUGAGGCGGACCAAGAAGGCCCCGAGGAGGUGAAAGGGAAUGGUGCAGACGCCGAAGACGCCGCAGGCGAUGCCGACGCAGGCGAUGCCGACGCAGGCGAUGCCGACGCAGGCGAUGCCGACGCAGGCGAUGCCGACGCAGACAAUGCCGAUGCAGACGACGCAGAGGCAGACGACGCAGAGGCAGACGACGCAGAGGCAGACGACGCAGAGGCAGACGACGCAGAGGCAGACGACGCAAAGGCAGACGAUGCAGAGGCAGACGAUGCAGGGGCAGACGAUGCAGAUGCGGAGAGCGCUGAGGCAGACGACGCAGACGCGGAUGACGCAGAGGCAGAUGACACAGAGGCAGACGAUGCCGACGCAGACGACGCCGAUGCAGACGAUGCCGAUGCAGACGAUGCCGAUGCAGACGAUGCCGACGCAGACGGUGCCGACGCAGAAGACGCGGAUGCGGACGGCGCAGAUGCAGACGCCGCUGAAGCAGACGCCGCCGACGACAGCUCGUCCCUAUCCGACGAGCUCCCGACCGUGCGGCUGACCUUCCAGGGCCAGGACUUUGCCGCAUUUCCGGCCGAGGCCCAAGACAGCGGCCCGUUUGUCUAUGUGGAAGGCGAGGAAGGGUCCGACGAGCUCGUGCGUGUCUCAGCGCCGGAACUGCGCCUUGCCCCGGCCACAUUCUGGGAGCCACUCGAUGCGUUUUUCGCGGCCCUGCGUGUCAAGGAUGCACUAGGCGAGUUUCUCGAGGAUGGCACCGAGCUGUGCUUGUCGUUCCCCGACCUCGAGUUGGACCUCAUGGAGGACAAUGUAUAUGCGCGCGACAUUACGCUGCACGACAUUUCCCAGCUUGCUCUGGGCUUUGGGCACCAGGCGAGCCUGCAUGUCGUCGUCUCGGAAGAAGUGCGUUUCAUCUCCCGAUACAAUGAGCUUGCAAUGCGCAUGAACGGCGCUGCCGACGAGGUCGACGUGAGCGACGCGCAAGACGCCGGGUCCGAGGCAGGGAAUGGCGAUGAGGGCACAGCCGAGGCGCACGAUGCGCGCGCCGACGAUGUGGCUCUGCAAGAAGACAUGUACGAUAUGGACGACGAUGCUGGCGAUCAGCGUCCGUACGACGAUGCAGACCAUGCCGCCUACGAGGACGAGGCUGAUCCGCUGCAUGCGCGCGGCAAGCGCACGGCCGACGAGCCAGGCGCCGGCGAGGCGGCCAAGCGCGCCAAGACCGGCCCGGCGGCCUCGUAG